AUGACUGAGUCAAACCUCUCCUCAAGUUUGUGUCCCUUCAGUACCCGCGCUACCGAAUUCGAUCCCCAUCAUAUCAGUGCAGACCUCACAUCUGGUGAUCAUCUCCACCAGGAUAUCUCCCAUAGAUGCAACGACCACUUUGAUUACAUCCCCGGGCAAUACCACGAGAAGUGUACCCAUGCAAUCGACAAACCAAAACCUUCGACGAAUAGCACCGCUCGCAUCGCAGAUGGAGAACCCAAUAGCCAUCAUGAUAUUACCGGUCCCAAUUUCAAUGCUGCCCGACAAUGCCCUGCUCCACUGAUCGCCCAAACACAUCCAAUCGCUACAGUUUCUGCUGCCUCAACGACUGUCAUUGUUGAGCAGAAGCUAUAUGGUGAUAACUUUGUCAUAGGAGGCUCAUAUACUGUCAUUCCUGGUAAGCCCGUUACUGUGAUUAACACGCCUAUUGAGAUCCGAACUUCAAAUAGCCAGGCGGAAGUGAUUUUCGGCACAAUCACAAUAUCUCUGCAGCCAAAUUACCAUCAAACAACACACGCGCCGCCAGUAGCACCACCACUAAUACUUACUAUGGCCACCACAAUGGCAAUGCUAGGCUUCCGAUCAGAACAUGUGCUUGAGGGACAAAUAAUUGUCCCUGCAACAGUGCUUGUCGUUAACGGAGAGACAUCCAGCGUCAUUCCUGUAUCCGGCGGCACUUAUAACGCUGUAAUACCAGCUCCCUUGAGCUUCAGAGAGCAGAUGUAUACAGCCAAUCGUGCAGGCCACAUCAUAAUGGGUCCAGAGGCCACGCUGAUCCCCGACGGGAAUCCAGUGUUGACGGGACGAAGCCUAGCCUCGAACCCAUCUGUGACAACAAUUGUCACGUUGACAAGGGGUCCGAGUUCAUUUGAGACGUGGUCUGGCGGCUCUUAUGCUUUGCACCUAUGGAGAGAUGUACUGGAACAUAUGGUCUCGUGGGAACUCGCUUGCUGGAAAGUUACUGUGCGUCAAAUGGCGCUGGAUCAAUAG
Bipolaris maydis ATCC 48331 is the source of this 1011-nucleotide messenger RNA. NCBI's taxonomy places the organism in Eukaryota, Fungi, Ascomycota, Dothideomycetes, Pleosporales, Pleosporaceae. The record is from RefSeq and is a predicted model, not a curated record.